Messenger RNA from Aedes albopictus (Asian tiger mosquito), 1081 nucleotides. RefSeq names its product transmembrane protein 177. The record is from RefSeq and is a predicted model, not a curated record. Bases 89 to 1030 code for a protein of 313 amino acids. Gene Ontology annotation, cellular component: membrane. The transcript is spliced from 3 exons. NCBI's taxonomy places the organism in Eukaryota, Metazoa, Arthropoda, Insecta, Diptera, Culicidae.
CGCCAAAUGUAAACAAACCAGAUGUUGUGAUUGAGUAACAUUGUACCUUGCCGCCGGUGCGUUUUUGAAAUACAAUAAUUCUUCAAUCAUGGUUCGAGCUGGUAGGAUUCCAUAUUUCGUCACAGAAGCCGGUCGUCGAGUGGUACUCUAUGGUUCGACGGCACUAACCAUCGGACUGUUUGCUGGCCACUAUCUACCACACACCAUUGGAAUCGGAUACUACAAGGAACUGUUUCAGGCGUACAAGAAUGGUCAGAAAAGGCAAGUGUCGGAAAAACUUCAGCAGCGCUUCAAUCGGGCCUUAAAGCUCCUGGACCUCUCGGAAAUUGAACGGAAAUACGUGUCUCCGUUCAUGGUGUACGGAUUCGAUGUUUGUAACGUGGGAUCCAUGAAGGCUCGCUACGGAGGCGUCGUCGGAAUACCCAUCAAUUAUGACUAUGACAGCCCAGCCGAUAUCGAGAAGAAGGACAUGCUGAUCGGUAACCGGAAAGUGGAUUGGGCUUCGGAGGGUGCCAAGUUGCUGGACGAAUGCCUGGUACUAUCGGAAGACGAACAAGUUUUCGGAAUCGCUCGCGAGAUAUUGACGCUGAACAGCAGCAAACGACUCGUCCAGGCGAUCAUCCCUACCGUUUCAUGGGUAUUUACUUACAGUGCUGCAUCGCUUAUAAACCAGAGGUGUAAUUUCUACGCUAGACCACUUUCUUUGAGGUUGAUGCUUUACACCAUCUGUGGUGUAUUUGGUUACGGUCUCUAUUCUUUCUCACAAGAUAUGACGGAAAUUUACUACGAUACGGAUGUGGAUAAACGGCUAGCGCAGCUUGGCCCAGAUGUGGUGGAUGCUGGAGUGCGGUUUUACGAUAAAGUGCUUAAGAAGAAUGUGGCUAUUCGUAAGCUGACGGAUGAUGAUUACUACACUGCCAAAGGAAACAUCAACUACCUGAUACGCCAGAAAGCCGCUCCCAUAACGUUGAGGAAGGAAUUUUUUGAGUCCGGUUACAAAGAGUUGGUGUCAGAGAAGAAUAAGAGCUAGUUGUGUUCUAGUGGUGUAAAUGAAUGUAAUAAAUGAAAUUGAAACUUAUAA